AUGACCUCGCCCGCAGCAACCCAGAGCCCCUUUGACUUGCCAGCUUCGCCAGGUCCCUCGCGUGCCUCCGCCCAGCGACCCAAGACGCGCGACGACGAGCUGUGCCAGGGGUCUGACGGUCAGGAGACGGUAUCGGACAACGCACAGUCGACGGAGCCUACUGUAGACAUCACCACCGACGGCGGACGGCGGCGCCGACGAAGACGGCGCGAGGGGGUCGCGGCGCUGUGGCACAAGUGGAACCCGGCGCUGACGUUGGAGAACUCGGGGAGCGUCGCGCGGGACCACCUCGCGGUCGAGCGUACGUUCCUCGCGUACGUGCGGACGAGCCUCGCGAUUGCGUCGACAGGCGUCGCGCUUGUACAGCUGUUCACUAUCGCGAGCACGUCGAACGAGAGGCUACAGAAGUACACUCGUCCCCUGGGCGCGACGAUUAUCAUCAUCGGCCUGUGCACGCUCGUCAUUGGCGUUGUGCGGUACUUUACCAUCCAGUCGCUGCUCCUGAAGGGGCUGUACCCUGCUGCCCGCAUGGUCGCGGUCGCCAUUGCACUCGCGCUAUGUGCCAUCAUCAUUGCCGUCUUCGGUAUAUUGGUCGGGAAUCGUUAA
Postia placenta MAD-698-R-SB12 is the source of this 606-nucleotide messenger RNA. RefSeq lists its product as hypothetical. The record is from RefSeq and is a predicted model, not a curated record. Lineage: Eukaryota; Fungi; Basidiomycota; Agaricomycetes; Polyporales; Adustoporiaceae. The transcript is spliced from 2 exons. The coding region runs from base 1 to 606 and encodes 201 amino acids.